Molecule: messenger RNA, 4456 nt
Organism: Dermacentor silvarum
Lineage: Eukaryota; Metazoa; Arthropoda; Arachnida; Ixodida; Ixodidae
Product: hemicentin-1-like
Biological process (GO): cell-cell adhesion
Cellular component (GO): cell-cell junction
Molecular function (GO): cell adhesion molecule binding
Source: RefSeq, a predicted model, not a curated record
UGAAGGAAGCCAAGCGAAACCGAAUCUGCCGCCACGGCAGGCAGCGCCAUCUCGGGGAAGCGUGGUCAACUCGCCAGCUGCCUUCCCAUUGGUCGGUGCCGUGCUUUCGGGCGGCGCUGGCGCCCUUUAGCGGACACGUGGUGCGCUGCUUUGCCACGGUGAGCGGCGAGCGAGGGCCCCUUCCGAGCAGCCUUCCCCUCAUUGAUCCCAGCGCGGCGGUCGGUCCGCUGGCGAGUGUGCGGCACGUUACCGCUCCGGAGUGAGUGCGCCGCCGUCGUUGCCCCCGACUGUGUUUGUUGCUCGUCCCCGGACACCACGCCGUGCGCAGGAGACAGGCAUGCGCCGCGUCCCUCGGAAACCCUGGCGCGUGCCCGGAUGAGACGUGGACGUUGGUGGAUCCGGAAGUAGUGGCGUCCCGAGCGACCCUGCUAGUGUUCCUUCCUUCGUUCGUGAGGUGCGCGGCCUGUCAAUGACGGUGGCCCGUUGUCGGCUCCGAGACGAACGGACCCACGGUCCGGGCCAUCGUGUGAACAACCCUCGGUCCGGAGUGAUGGUGUAUGUUCCCGUGUCACCGCUGCUUCCGCUGCUGCUUUUUCUGUCGGCGAUCAUCGGAAUAGGUCCCGGCUUCGCUUCAGGCCAAGAGACGACUGUGACAGGCCUAGUGGGCGAGUCGGUGCGGCUGCCCUGUGACGUGGACGUGAAACGCUGCGGAAACGUGUACUUCAUCACGUGGACCAAGAACGUGUCCGACGUGUGGAAGCGCAUCUACCUGUACAGCAAUGACGUGGAGAAGCCGCUCCAGGAGCUGGCCAACCCGGACCGGGCCGAUUUCUUCCUGCGCAACUCGACCGCGCAGCUCGAGAUCUUCCCGCUGCGAUUGGCCGACGAGGGCCAGUACAAAUGCGACGUCACCUACGUCAGGGGAAAGUGCCCCUCCCUGUCCUACGCCAACCUCAUCACCCUGGCCAAACCCAGCGUGCCGGUGAUCGAGAUGCAAGGGCAGGCGCUCGAGAGCGGCGCCACGGUGGGGCCGCUACAGGAGGGCGACGUGAUGAGCCUCACGUGCAAGACGUUCGGCGGCAAGCCCAUACCCAAGGUGGCGUGGUACAAGGGCGACAUGCAGCUGUCCGCCACCUUGGACGAGAGCCGUGGAGAGCGCGGUGCGGGAGACGUGGCGGCCACGUUCGCCACGCCACUCAGCCGCCAGGACCUCGGCUCACGCUUCGAGUGCACCGCCACCAACGAGGCCCUCGAGCAGCCUAUCCGCAGCUGGGUCGAGCUCGAUCUGCAUGUGAAGCCCCUGGAGAUCGAGAUGGAGAGCCCGAGCAUGCCGGCCAAGGCGGGCACCGCUCUGCAGGUCCGCUGCGUCAUAUCCGGGGCGCGGCCCGUGGCCGAAGCGGUGUGGUACAACCGGACGACGCGCAUGCCGCACCAGCCGCAGCCCGCCGUCGAGCCCCUGGGCGACGGCACGUUCCGUACCGUGAGCACGCUCGAAGUGGUGCUGACGCGCCACGACCACGAGGGAAGCUUCACCUGCAAGGGCAGCAAUCCCGUGCUGGAAGCGUCCGGGGAGCCGCCCCUCGAAAGAACCGUCGACCUCCUCGUCCUCUAUCCACCAGAGGUCAAAAUCGAGCAGAGCCGCGUGGGUGUGGUGAAGGAGGGAGGUCACGUGGUGCUGCACUGCUCGUACACGGCCAACCCACGCAUGAUCCUCGACAUGCGCUGGUUCAAGGACGAUGCACCUCUGCGAUUCGACCAGGACGAACGGCUGGAACCCAGCAAUCCGGGGCUGCCGACUCUCACCAUACGGCAGCUGACGCGGCGAGACCGUGGCCGGUACAGCUGCGGCCUGCGGAAUGACAUCGGCUGGGGAAACUCUUCCAACAUUGCCCACUUGGACAUCCUAUACGUCCCGACGGUGGCGGCGGUGGUGUCCCCGCCGUUCUUGGAGGAAGGUCCCGGCACCCGGGUGACGCUGUCGUGCAACGUGCUCGAGGGCAACCCGGGUCAGCUACGGCGCGUGCGCUGGCACCGCGAUGGCGAGAUUCUCAACGAGAGCACCGAGCGGGUGGUCGUGUGGGCCGACGUGAUGCGCAACGCCACGGGGAACUACUCCUGCCAAGGCGAGAACGAUGCCGGAUGGGGGCCCGUGUCCGACACCCAGGAGCUGGCCGUCUAUUAUCCUCCCGGCCCCGCGAGCGUCGUGCACGCCAGCGAGUACGCCGUGAAGGGCAAGACGACGACUCUCGAGUGCGUGGUGGAGGACCCGGGCCUCCCGCCGGCCACGCACUAUCGCUGGGAGUUCGAGGGCGAGCUCAUCGUCACGGCCACCGAGUCGGAGCUGGUGACGCCUCCCGGAAGCCUGUCAUCACGUGGCCGCUACUCCUGCGCUGCCGUCAACGACGUCGGAGCAGGACCGAGCGGCGACUACGAACUGCCCGUGCUAGCCCCGCCGUCGUUCAUCGACCAGCUGCCCAGCGUGCACGGGGCGCUGCAGAACUCGACGGACGUGAGCCUGUCGUGCCGCGUCGAGUGCGAGCCGGCCUGCGUGAUCGAGUGGCUGCGCGCCGGCGAGAGCAUCGACUACAGCCCGCAGUUCAGCAUCCAGAGCACGCCGCACCCGGAGGAGCCGGCCGAGAACCGCUUCGCCUCGGUGGUGAGCACGCUCAAGUUCGACAUGACGCAGUGGCCCGGCGGCGUCCUCGACCGGAACUUGGACAACACCACGUUUACGUGCCGCUCGAGCGGCAACCUUGUCGGCCGCGCGGUCUCCUCCACAACGCACUUCGAAGUCGAGUAUCCUCCCGAAGACAUCGAAGUGUCUGUGCAACACCUGCUUGUCUACGAGGGAAACGUGGCCGAUGAGAUCACGUGCAGCGCCAACUCGAAGCCACCGAGCGAGUACAUGUGGAUGUACAACGACCAGGUCAUCUCUGACAGUCCGCUGCUUUUCAUGAACUACAGCCUCGGCCGUGAACGCAGCGGCAACUACACGUGCGUCGCUAGCAACCGGCACGGAUCGGCGUCCUACAACAGCUACAUUGACGUCAUCUACCCACCCUCGUGCGUGCUGUACACGAGCAAGAAUUCGGAGGGCCAGGUGACGCUUAUCUGCGAAGUGGACGCCAACCCGCCGCAGGUCAACAUCAGCUGGAUGUUGGGCAACGAGACGAUCGAGCGGAACGUUUACUCUGAGGGCCUACGCAGCAUAUACACCGUGCCCGACUCGACGGCGCCCGAAUACUAUGGCCUCUACCUCUGCCAGCCCAACAACUCCCUGGGAGGCGCAGAGUGCGAGUACCGUGUGAACGGUCCCGGCGAUGCCUACAACCAUGUAUACCUGGACGAUGAACAAGUUAUGAUGAUUACGGGCAUCGCGGGGCUCAUCGUUUUAAUAUUUAUUAUUAUCAUCGUUCUUAUUGUCCUUAUAAUGAAGAGAAAGCGGAGGAGAGAUCUCAACAGUCCGGUGAAGUCAAAGUCAAAGGCCGGAGCAGAGCCGGUGUACCAGAACGUCGAAGGCAAGACGGAGAACGGGCCCCCACCGAUCGCCAACAGCGAGCCUGAGAACAGGGCCACGUACGAGAACAUGCCUUUCCACCCCCAGAGGAAUUCCAAGGGGUGUCCCUCGACGGCGUCGACAGUCACGUCCGAGUCGACGGUAACCACGUCAGCCUCGGAAGCGCCGUCGCUAGGCAGCUGCAAGGGCCUGAAGCCGUCGUCGUCUACGGCGACGCCUCCGCCCUGCCAGAGGGACGAGCGGCGACCGCCGGCUCACUACGUGAACGUGAUGGCGCCGGCGCGAGCCUUCCCAGACCCCGUGCACGCGAGCAUCAACGGCGUCGGACUGCCGCCGCCGCGGCCCAAGAGCACCAAGCCGGGCAGUCACGUCUCGACGCCGGUUGGAUCGCUGGGUCGCCGCUCGGCGACUCCCAUGAGGACAGAAUCGCGCAACGGUUAUCGCAACGGCGCCGACGGCAUCCCUGCACACGGUGGUGGAUACGGGUUGCCAGCGAGCAGAGCGCACUCGCCCAUGAUGAUGCAGCAACAGCCGUACCACCACUACCCGAGAGCGGCCCUCCACGACGAGGACGGAGGCGGCGGUGGGGACUUGCCGCUCUCGUCGACGCCGAAGGUGCAUCUUCUGCGCACUAACCACCGUGAGGGGGUCGUGUACGCAGACCUAGCGUUGCUCAACAACACGCACAAAGCUGCGGUCCUGUCCUCCAGAAGGGAGGGAGCUCCCACGGAGUACGCCACGCUCAAAUUCCACCAAACGCUAGACAAUGCAGCGGCCGCCUUACAGGCCCGAUAUCAAUGACGAACUCCUGUACGCUGACAUGUACGAGGAUGUGAAAGCUGGCCGGGUGCCGGACCCUCGCCUGGUCAAGCCCCCACUGCCCCCCAAGGGAGGCGCCGGCCCUCCGCCGCCGCAGCCCGAGGUGCCGCCCAAGGCCCG